AUGCAGGUGCUGACCAAGCGCUACCCCAAGAACUGCCUGCUGACCGCCAUGGACAGGUACUUGGCCGUGGUGCGCAACAUGGAGCAGGUGGUGAUGAUCCCCAGCCUUCUGCGGGACAUGCAGCUGAGCGCACAUGGGUACCAGGCCCAGGCGGGCGCCUCCGAUCUCUACAGCUACUUCACCAUGCUCAAGGCCAUCCGCAUGGAUGUGGAGCACGGGCUGCUGCCCCGGCAGGAGUGGCAGGCCAAGGUGGCAGGGGGCAAAGCCAAUGGAGCUGAGACUGAAGCUGGAGAGACGGAAGAGGCUGAGGAGGAGAGGGUGUCGGGGCAGCUGGACCUGGAAGCCCAGUUACACCUGCACUUCGCUAGCCUUCAUCACAUCCUCACCCAUCUUACCCUGAAAGCCGAGGAGGUGACAAGGAGAUACCAGGAGAAAACGGGACAGGCCAUGUAG
Molecule: messenger RNA, 453 nt
Organism: Rangifer tarandus platyrhynchus (Svalbard reindeer)
Lineage: Eukaryota; Metazoa; Chordata; Mammalia; Artiodactyla; Cervidae
Source: the annotation of a GenBank genome assembly